Messenger RNA from Exaiptasia diaphana, 1462 nucleotides. RefSeq lists its product as uncharacterized. The record is from RefSeq and is a predicted model, not a curated record. NCBI's taxonomy places the organism in Eukaryota, Metazoa, Cnidaria, Anthozoa, Actiniaria, Aiptasiidae. The transcript is spliced from 2 exons. The annotation marks the transcript as partial.
GAAAAGAAGAGUAGAAGAAGAGAAACUGGCGAAAUUGCGACUUGAACAAGAACAGAAAGAACAACAACUGAUCAAAGAAAAACAAGAGGUUUUAAAAAAGAAACGAGAAGAAAAAAGAGUAGAACAAGAGGUUAGUUUUUAUAAUAGUCACGUGUUUAUGAAUUAUAGAAAAACUUCAUUUUAAGAAAUGUUCACACUACAAAGUAUAAAAUGAAAAGUAGGGGCCUUUGCGGUAACAACAGAAGUAGUUAUAAUAGGCCGAUUCUGGCGAUUUUUUUAAAUCCGCCCACACGGCUAGCCACUCGAUUUUUUUAAAUCCGCCCAAACGKCUAGCMRCYCGAUUUUUGGUUAAAAAACGCGAUUUUAGGUAAAAAUUACCACUACUUGGGAGUUAAUAAUAGAUCGUCUAUUUUAAUAAAGGUUCGCUCUUGUGAAUAAGUUUUAUAUCUAUUAUAUAUAAUGAGUCGCGUGAAUGACGAAUUUAAUUUACUUCUGGACAGUCUUAAUAGUCUUAGCAGAGAUGAUUUUACCGAUAUUUCUGCUAGAAUUUCUGGAAUCAAAAAGAAGGCAACGGCUAUGCGAGGCUUUCUGAAUACUUAUGAAAUAGAAGGUGGAAGAAUAGAUCCGAAUAUAUUUCUAGAAAGGAAUAAGUCGAAGAUUGUUAAUCUAAUAAAUAGAAAAGAAAAGCCGACCAAAUCUAAUAUAGUUCUAACUUGUGAGUUCUAUAAAAGAAAUCCAGAAGGAACUGUUUAUUCACACGGAACUUUCCGUUCAAAAAUAGAAAUAAUAACAGAUUCUACCAAUAUUUCUAACAUCUAUGAUAAGUGGUCAGAAGAUAUAUUAGAAAGUUUUACUAAUUAUCAAAAUGCAGGAUCCGGAUGGAUAUUUAGAAAAAUAAUAAGCUUAGAAAUUAAUAUUGAUACAUUUGCUCCAAUGUCGGGAAGCUCUUAUUUACCUCUUCCAAAAGAGUUAAUACCAAAAAAGGCGAUAAUUAAUAUGAAAAACAAGGAUAAUGAAUGUUUCAAAUGGGCUGUAACUCGUGCUUUAUAUCCAUCAAAACGGGAUUUGGAGAAAGUUAGUAGCAAAUUAAAGGAAGAUUCAAAAAAUAUUAAUUGGAACGGAUUAUCAUUUCCAGUAGAAAUAGAAGAUAUUUCAACAUUCGAGGAUAAUAAUCCAUACGGCGUCAAUGUAUUUGGAUACAACGGUGAGGUCUAUCCGCUUAGAAUAACUAAUAGUGAAAAUAGAAUAAUUAAUUUAAUGAUUAUUUCUGAAGGUGGUAAAAACCAUUAUUGUUGGAUAAAAAAUAUGUCUCGUCUCGUAAGCAGGCAGGUUGAUAAUCAUCAACAUUAUCGAUUCAUUUGUGAUAGAUGUCUAAAUUCAUUCAAGUCUCAAGAAUCUUUAGAUAAACAUUCAGAGUAUUGCAGAAAUUCAGAUGCCAUCAAAAUGAGUCUUCCUAAAAAGG